Messenger RNA from Cyprinodon variegatus (sheepshead minnow), 621 nucleotides. RefSeq names its product fructose-2,6-bisphosphatase TIGAR B-like. Gene Ontology annotation, biological process: fructose 2,6-bisphosphate metabolic process; fructose 1,6-bisphosphate metabolic process; negative regulation of glycolytic process. Gene Ontology annotation, molecular function: fructose-2,6-bisphosphate 2-phosphatase activity. NCBI's taxonomy places the organism in Eukaryota, Metazoa, Chordata, Actinopteri, Cyprinodontiformes, Cyprinodontidae. The transcript has 2 exons. Gene Ontology annotation, cellular component: cytosol. The coding region runs from base 1 to 621 and encodes 206 amino acids. The record is from RefSeq and is a predicted model, not a curated record.
AUGGCUUUGGCGCUGUUUCUAGGUUCUGCUCUUUACCUCAAAAUCCAGACCAGAGCUUCUUUGUACCUGUGUCAAGGUCAGGAAAUGGACAUGCCUCUGUCAGAAACAGGUGUGCAGCAGGGAGAAGCCGUGGGAAAAUACCUCAGAGACGUCAAGUUCUCGAAAGUCUUUGUUAGUAACCUGCAGCGAGCUGUGCAGACGGCAGAGCUAAUCCUGAAGAACAACACUCACUGUUCUGGAAUGGAGAUGGUUUCAGAGCCUUUACUCAGAGAACGGGGUUUUGGUGUCGCUGAAGGACGUCACAAAGAAGACAUGAAGAACAUGGCGAACGCUGCCGGUCAGUCAUGCCGUGAUUACACGCCUCCAGGAGGAGAAACUUUAGACCAGGUGAAGCUGAGAUUCAAAAAUUUUCGACAAGUCCUUUUUAAAGAAAUGCUGGAUAUGAGUGGCUCCUCAGGACAGGAAACUCCCUCAGUGGCACUUUCUGCAGAAGACGCCGCAAUGGCCAGCGCCGAUCUCCAGGGGGCAUCGGCCCAUGUUCUGGUGGUGAGCCAUGGCGCCUACAUCCGGGUCACGGCACCAAGUGUAACCGGAUCCUUUCUGCGUUGUGCUGGUUUAUGA